This is a messenger RNA of Patiria miniata (bat star), 1090 nucleotides long. Its product is annotated as protein transport protein Sec61 subunit gamma. The record is from RefSeq and is a predicted model, not a curated record. The transcript is spliced from 4 exons. The coding region runs from base 42 to 344 and encodes 100 amino acids. Gene Ontology annotation, biological process: protein targeting; post-translational protein targeting to membrane, translocation. Gene Ontology annotation, molecular function: transmembrane protein transporter activity. Gene Ontology annotation, cellular component: membrane; Ssh1 translocon complex. NCBI's taxonomy places the organism in Eukaryota, Metazoa, Echinodermata, Asteroidea, Valvatida, Asterinidae.
UACUGCGUACCAGGGACAUGUGACUCUCCAUUCGUAGCCGCAUGGUGGCGCUAUUCCAUGCAACGUCACCGGAUGCUCUCUGCACUUUCGAGAUCGUUGUUGACGAAGAUUUACCACAGACCAACGUAACAGCAGCAAUGGAUCAGAUCCAACAGUUGGUUGACCCUGCCAAGCAGUUCGCUAAGGACUCACUCAGACUUGUCAAAAGAUGUACCAAGCCGGACAGAAAAGAAUUCCAGAAAAUUGCCAUAGCAACAGCCAUCGGUUUCUGCAUUAUGGGAUUCAUCGGGUUCUUCGUCAAGCUCAUCCACAUCCCCAUCAACAACAUCAUUGUGGGAUCGUAGAACAUCACGGCCAUGGAAGGACAUCCCUAGAUUAAGAUUGACACCCAUGCUAGCAUCUCAGCCAUGACAUCUGGCGACACUCAUAUCUACAAAGCAUGUUUUUUCCACCAUGCAAGCCCCUUCAAGCAGAUUUCACCCACUCAACUUUAGCCAAGGCAUCAAAAUUUCAUCCUCGGACCUUAACAAUGAUGCUGCUAUUUCAGUAUUGCGCAAGUCCAUGGAACCUGAAAAAUAGCCAUUUUUGAAACGAUGUUUCCAAUUCAGUGUCUGCCUGAGGCAUACAAUUUUCCCAUGGCAUAAGUACUGAUCCUGUACUGAAUCCAAGUUUUGGAAAAUGUCCCAUUAGUGGCUGACAAGAUUGAAGAAUCAGUAUUUCUUGGAUAUUUUUCUUCCCAAAUAGCAGACGCAAUGCGGAUUAGUAAAAUAAUUGUAUCGAUAAUGUGUAUUUUUAAAGCAGCAGUGUCGGUUAUAUUCUUAAGUAUUUGUGAUUUUUCUCAUUGUUGGAUCAGUGGGGGGGGGGGGGGGGGGGGGGGUUCAAUUUGUAGUCCCAAAAUAUUUGUGUGUUUCAUUGCCUAUUCUACAACUGUAAAAGUAGGUUUUGUAAAACUUCAUCUAGGGAAGGGGGGGGGGAAAUAGGGCAUGUUGGAUUUCAGACUCAGUCUUGUACCGUUAAACAUCGCAAGUUUGUUUUUAUGGAGAACAAGGUCCAGUAACUAAUAAACCAAUUUUUGGAAACUUGAACCCAC